This is a messenger RNA of Hordeum vulgare subsp. vulgare (domesticated barley), 2074 nucleotides long. Its product is annotated as serine/arginine repetitive matrix protein 1-like. The record is from RefSeq and is a predicted model, not a curated record. Bases 193 to 1452 code for a protein of 419 amino acids. The transcript is spliced from 2 exons. NCBI's taxonomy places the organism in Eukaryota, Viridiplantae, Streptophyta, Magnoliopsida, Poales, Poaceae.
UGAGGAAUGAAUAACCUAAAAUACCCUUCCUAUUAUUAGGGCCCAGGCUGUGGGCGCCGGGGGUGACGCAGUCAUUGCGCGCGUCCUCUUGGCCAAUUAUAAUGCCACCCACGCUAACACAGCACGCGGGGCCAGUGUAGCUAGUUGUACCUCUCUCGCCUCCGACACCGACGAGUCAAGAGUCAAGACGCGAUGCAGCCGACGGAGUCCGCCCAACGCCGGGCCUCGUCCACAGCCGCCACGGCGCCCCGGCGAAGCAUGGGGUGCAUGGCUGGCCUUCUCCGCCUGCUCUCCCCGUACCAUCGCCACCGGAAGCGCCUGACAGCCAAGAACGCCACGCUCGAGGCCUCCCUACCGCCGCCGUCUCCACCGCCCAUGAAGAAGCCGGGAGCGUCGCCGUCUCCACCGCCCGUGAAGAAGCCGGGAGCGUCGCUGUCACCAACGCAGGCCCCAGAGAAGCCACAGACGCCGACAGCCGUCCGACGGCGGCGUUCAUGCGAAGCGCCUCGGAGCCCGACGAUCGCUCCGGAGUACCGCCGGGCGAGCUGUGACAGCCCCAGGCCGCCGCCGCCAGCUAUCGUCGCACGCCUAAUGGGCCUGGAGGAGUCCGCGCCGGCUUCCCCCGCCACGACCCCGCGGCCACGACCGCUGCCGACCCGCCCUCCUCCUCCCCCGCCACCAGAGAUGGCCGCGGAGAAGCGGCGCAAGCUGCUGGGCGCGCUGGAGAAAUGCGAUGACGACCUCCAGACACUGCGGCGGAUCAUCGCGGCCGUCCGGGCUGCCGAGCUGCGGUCGGCCGCUGCAUCCGACGUCUCGCCGGCUCCAGCAGGGGAAGGCAAAGGGGGCAAGUGGAUGGACGGCUCGCCGCGGGCGGUGGCACAGCAUCCCAGCCCGGACUCGGUGCUGGACGCCAUCACCUCACCGAGAUUUCCAUGCAGGAAGCGGUCGUCUCCAUGCACACAUCUCGAUGCAGACAGCAAGCCCGAGAUUACCCGUUCCAGUAACGAUGCGCUCAUAGUACGAUCCAAGAUCGUGAAGCCGUCCCGAACACUUGUUUUCUCCGGGGACUACUGCAAGAUCAAGCAAUACUGCAACGAGCUGCACGCCAUGGCCAUGCAUCACCACCCUGCGACGGUGGCGGCUGUCGAGGGAAUGCCGCGGUGGACGCCGUCAGCAGCCGAGGCGAAGGGCUGGCAGCAUCGGAGACGGUGGGGGCUCCAGGGCGAAGAGCGGAGCCGAGCGAUGGUGGAAAGCGUAGGGGAGGUGUGGGGGGAGAGCGCCGGCGAGGAGCGGUGGGAGGCCGGCCUCGUUGGCGCCGCGCUGGAGCGGGCCAUCAUGCAGGAACUCGUCUUGGACGUCGUGACGGAGCUGCUUGCGCACUCCGAGGGGCCGUUUGGCCACGGUCACCACCACGGCGGCGGUGCCAUGUGCCGGAAGAGGCUCUGUUUCUGAGCGAUUUCGCGUGCUCUGCUCUGGCUUUAUUCGUACGUACGUAGUACGAGUGGAGCAAGUCACGCAGUACGUAGUCCAAGGGAUGGAUGUCGGUGACUGACGACCCCAUGAUGUUGGUGGUGGUGGUGGUAUUGAAAGAUCGGAUACGCUGUGGCGCCGUUGUUGGUGAGGGCAAUAAAGUGACGCGUCGCUUUAGAAUGUGGGAGCUCAUGAAGUGAGCACAGUGAAACUGACUCUGCUUUGCGAUCAUGAGGUCGGCUCCACCGCGGCUGCGCGCCCACAAGGACACGAACACAAGUCGUUGAGUUAAGCUUGCAUACCAGAUACGAGUAGAAAAGAAUGCAUUUCCAGCUCCAUGGAAAUUUACAAGUAGCACUCCAUCAUUUGGUGGUAUAGUAGUACUUAGUAGCCCAUGGAAAUUUACAAGUAGCACUCCAUCAUUUAGUGGUAUAGUAGUACUAAGUAGCCCCUCCGUCUCUAAAUAUUAUUUUUUGGAUAUUUAAUUUGGACUACAUAAAGAUGUAUAGACUCCAUCAUUUUCAAGUGUACAUUCAAUUUACUUCAUAUAUAGUCUGUAGUAGAAUAUUUUAAAAAAAUUAUAUUGCUCCGUAUGUUGCAUGUA